Messenger RNA from Daktulosphaira vitifoliae (grape phylloxera), 1026 nucleotides. RefSeq lists its product as uncharacterized. The transcript is spliced from 2 exons. The record is from RefSeq and is a predicted model, not a curated record. Bases 20 to 973 code for a protein of 317 amino acids. Lineage: Eukaryota; Metazoa; Arthropoda; Insecta; Hemiptera; Phylloxeridae.
UAUUUUAACAUAUGUAUUGAUGAAAUAUAACAUCGAUCAAAUGGAAAAACUGGUAGAGGAUUCCAACGAUUAUAUUAAUAAUAUUUACAAAGAUCUUGAAUCAUAUAUUUUUGGAAUUACUGAAAAUUUUUAUACAAAAUUAGGCUUUCAACAACUAGAAGGAACAAAUACGUUCAAGUUUAAAUUUUUCAAACCUAGGAAAUAUGGCCAUAUGGAAGGUAUUGCAUUGUGUAAUCAUUUUAUAUCUCACAUUGGUUGGAUAUCAUGGAAACAUAUAGCUGUUGAAAAUAAAUAUACAAAAGGAAAGUCACUGUAUUACAAAGACUUUAUAAAAAUGGAUGAUACAAAAAAUUAUAAAUUCAUGCGGACAUAUCUUGCACUUUAUUUAAGAUGUCGCUAUAUUGAAAUAUUUCACAAUUUUAAUAUAAUGUUGAGGCAUAUAAUUAAUGUUUGUAAAUAUGAAAAUAAAAUGAAUUGUGCGGUUAAGCUUUAUGAAACACUAAUCACAUCACAUGACAUGUUUAAAAAAAUGUUAAUUGCUCUCGUUAAUUUAAGACAUUACACAAUAAAAAAAAAAGAGCGAAAUUCAGAAUUAUUAGUAGAGAAAGUGGUAGAAUUUUUUAUUAAUUAUUUGAAUGAUAUCAGAAAAAAGUAUUUUUCCCCAUUUUUAUUUACUAAUGGUGGACUUUAUGAAGCUCAAACGUUUCUUAAAGAAGUAGCUCACGUUUAUUUAAAUUUAGAGAUGAAAUUUAAAGACGUAAUUGAAUUUAACAUGAAAUAUUGCAGAAUUAAUAAAUAUGAAUCAGACAUAAAUUUAACUACAACAUUUGAACGAUUGAUUCAAAUGGAUAACUUAACAGAAUAUAGUACUACUUAUCAUUCUUUGUGUGAUUAUUUGAAAUCAUUUUUUCUAAAGGUUGUGAAAAAUGAUUAUGAGGAAUUAGGUUUCAAUAAUUUGUCUUUUAAAAAUUGAUUUAUUAUUCGAGACUUAAUAAAAUAUUGUAUGCAUGUUAUAUAUGUUGUUAU